Molecule: messenger RNA, 8876 nt
Organism: Cygnus olor (mute swan)
Lineage: Eukaryota; Metazoa; Chordata; Aves; Anseriformes; Anatidae
Gene: PER2
Product: period circadian regulator 2
Exons: 26
Coding region: 2653-6570 (1305 amino acids)
Biological process (GO): circadian regulation of gene expression; negative regulation of transcription by RNA polymerase II; entrainment of circadian clock by photoperiod
Cellular component (GO): nucleus; cytoplasm
Molecular function (GO): transcription cis-regulatory region binding; transcription corepressor binding
Source: RefSeq, a predicted model, not a curated record
GGCGCCGAGCGGCCGGUCACGUUUCUGCCUGUAUGAAGUCGGGGCCGGGCAGCGCCGCGCCGCGCCGGGCAGGGCUGCGCCGGGCCGGGGGACGCGCGGAAUAUAUUGAUGACUCUUUCAGAAUUGGAAAGACUGAUGAGUACAUUCAUUAAGGUGUGACUUCAUGGCUCUUCAGAAAGUCUACUUGAUUGGGAUUCUCUAACACAGGUGUGUUCCCCAAAACAGGUUGUUCCUUCUUUUCUGAUGUUGAAGUCUUCUAUGCUCCGAAUAGAUACACCUCAGUAUCAAAGGAAGUGUUGUCACGGGCUCUAUAUUCUUUUUAUACUGAUCAAUUUAGACUUUCUGUGGAAAAGACUUUCCUCAGAUGCUGUAGAUGGAUGAACUGGGCUUACUCAGUCAACUGCGUAUUUCUUCUGGUUAAUAAUAGAAAACCAGAAGAUUAGAUUCAACUGUCUCUAGUUUUACUCAGGCUGAUGAAAGACCCUGGCUUGAAUGACUUGUAUUGAGUUUGAGAUGAAACUCCUUUUGAUGUAGGUUUGUCUUAGCUUUCUGUUAAUUUGUAGAGAGGCUUAUGAUGAGAAUUUUAAGUAGUUACAAGACUUUUUUUCUUAAUACCUUCCUAAAUGCGUUAAGUAGAUGAAACCUAUAUAAGCAAUUAAAACGAUACGUUGCUACUGUGAAUAGCAUACAUAUUUUCAAAUGUGUACUUUAAGCCUCUGUGUAAAAGUGUCAUGAUGGAGAUCACAAAGCUAGAAAAGUGCUGUGUCCCCUCAUAAAUAGUUGGGCAAAUCCUUGUGAAUUUUCUGUAUAUCUUAGUGAUAUACCUUAACUUUAUAAAGGAAAUAUGGAAUAUAGGGAGAUGAGUUAGUUGUGAGUGAAGUGUAAAAGCUGACUUUCAACACUAGUUAGAUCUAAAAGACAUUCCAGCAUCUGUGCUUAAAAUUGCAAAAUCUGAAAGUAGCUCUGAAUAAAGCUAUUUCCUAACGCUUCUCUUGGCCAGAGAUACAGAGCUUAUUUAAAUCCUGUUUUAUCAAUUGAUGAUAAAGGUAAAACACAGAACUAAUAUGUACAGAUUUGUACCAUAGUCUGAGACUUGCAGAACACAUCAGCAUUGUGACAUUAUGCAGAAUGGAACAUUGUGAAUAAAUUCUUCCUUAAGUCUGGCCAACGCAAAUGUACUUUUAGCAGUUGCUAGAUGUGCUGCAUUUUAAAUUAACGCAUAUUAACAUGGCUGUUAUCCAAAAUGGUUAGUUUUGUAAACAAUCAAAAGCCAUCUGGACGUGGUCCUGGGCAGCCAGCUGUGGGAGGCCCUGCUUGAGCAGAGUGUUGGACCAGAUAAACCCCACAGGUUUCUUCCAACCUCAGCCAUUCUGUGAAUUGCAAUUUGCUUACUGCCUAAAACUUGAAUCAUAGAAUCAUUAAGGUUGGAAGAGACCUCCAAGAUCAUCUGGUCCAACCAUCAUGAUAUUACCAAUGUCACCCACUAAACCAUGUCCCUAAGCACUAGGUCUCACCUUUCCUUGAACACCCCCAGGGGGAGUGAUGCCACCACUUCCCUGGGCAACCCGUUCCGACGCUUGACUGCUCUUUCUGAGAAGAAAUGUCUCCUAAUUUCAAACCUAAACCUCCGCUGGUGCAACUUGAGGCUAUUCCCUCUAGUCUUAUUGCUAGCUACCUGUGAGAAGAGGCUGACCCCCAGCUCCCAACACCUCAUAGCAAGCCUACAGAGUUGUAGAUGAGAUUAGAUUUAUUAGAUCAAGUCUUAAAACUGGAUAUUCUAAAUAAACCAAAGCAUGUGGACCUCCUGUUGAAUACGUUGGGCACUUUGCUGUUCUCUACUGGAGGAUUUAGCCCUUCAUUCUUAGUGGUUGUGUCAGCUUGUGCAGACCUUAAUGUGCAUGGUGUGACACCAUACUGAUAGUGGAUGAGAAGUUAUUGCUGAGAGGAGAAGUUAUUUUAUCUAUUGUAGAAGGUUCUGCUAUUUUAAAACUUUACAAGACCUUAUUGUAGACCAUAAGUGUUUAAAACACAAAUUUGUAUCUGAUUCCUCUGCUGGAUGACAGUUUCAUAUUUAACCAACGUUUAUCUGCAUAGGAAUGGCAUAACUGUGAGCAUCUCUCUGGUAUCUGUUUGAAGAGGACACUGUUGGGGGGCCCAGGUAUUUCUUUUAUAUUUUAUAGUUGUAGAGGUGUCCGGACUCUGUAAUGGUCAAAGAUUUCCAGUAGAAGAGGAUGAGACAAGAAUUAAAUGCAUGUGGGAGACUCUGGACCUAGGCACUUCAUGCUUUUGAUGCUAGCUGGGAGGGAACUUGAUAAACAUUUUUACCAACUUUUCAUAGGAAGAAACAGAUGCUGCUAUAACUUCAGGGUCUGGCACUUGGAUGGCUCUGGAUAAAGGCUUUGUCUUGGCCAGUUCCUCUGUUGUGAAGUGAAUGGCAGCUAUUUGUGGGUCUGUACUUCCAGGCAGAAUUUGUACAGACAGAAAAUUCUGAAUGUGGCUUGACUUGAUCUUGGCAGUGUUUCUAAUGAGUGUCCCAUGGACAGUAUCAAGUUCAGGGGGUUCUACUCUAGCACUGAGGAGCAGAACCCUGAGCAGUAACCUGGUAUCAGUGAACACAUUUCUUCAUUGUUCUCUUUAAAAGAGCAACAGAAAAUGAGUGAGUUUUCUGGACUUGCAAGUAGUCAUAACCAGAUGAUUACUGAAGAUUCAGGAAUUCAGACAAAGCCUGAACACUCUCAUGAAGUUCUUCAGGAAGAUAUUGAGAUGAGCAGUGGAUCCAGUGGAAAUGACUUCAGUGGAAAUGAAACAAAUGAAAACUACUCCAGCGGGCAUGAUUCUCAUGGCCAUGAAUCUGAUGAAAAUGGGAAAGAUUCAGCAAUGCUCAUGGAAUCUUCAGACUGUCAUAAAAGUUCAAGCUCAAAUGCAUUUAGUCUGAUGAUCGCGAACUCUGAACACAAUCAGUCUAGCAGCGGAUGUAGUAGCGAGCAGUCCACUAAAGCCAAAACACAAAAGGAGUUGUUGAAAACUUUACAAGAGCUGAAAGCUCACCUUCCUUCUGAAAAGCGAAUUAAAGGCAAAUCUAGUAUCCUAACAACGUUGAAAUAUGCCCUUAAAAGCAUUAAACAAGUUAAAGCCAAUGAGGAGUAUUACCAAUUGUUGAUGAUUAAUGAAUCCCAGCCUUCUGGACUCAAUGUGUCAUCUUACACAGUGGAAGAAGUUGAAACUAUAACCUCAGAAUACAUCAUGAAAAAUGCAGAUAUGUUUGCUGUAGCUGUUUCUCUGAUUACUGGGAAAAUUGUCUACAUCUCUGAUCAAGCUGCUUCUAUUCUUCGCUGUAAGAGAGGUUAUUUUAAAAAUGCCAAAUUUGUGGAGUUCCUGGCACCUCAGGAUGUCAGUGUUUUCUAUACUUCUACUACCCCAUACAGAUUGCCAUCUUGGAAUAUUUGCAAUAGAGCUGAGUCUUCCACCCAGGAUUGCAUGGAAGAGAAAUCUUUUUUCUGUCGCAUCAGUGCAGGGAAGGAGCGUGAAAACGACAUUUGCUAUCACCCGUUUCGGAUGACUCCUUACCUUAUCAAAGUACAAGAUCCGGAAGUAGCAGAAGACCAGCUUUGCUGUGUGUUGCUUGCAGAAAAAGUGCAUUCUGGUUACGAAGCACCCAGAAUUCCUCCUGACAAAAGAAUUUUUACAACUACACACACACCAACCUGUUUGUUCCAGGAUGUAGACGAGAGAGCGGUACCUCUAUUGGGAUACCUACCUCAGGACUUAAUAGGAACACCAGUAUUGGUGCAUCUUCACCCAAAUGACAGACCCUUAAUGCUAGCAAUUCACAAGAAAAUUCUUCAGUAUGGAGGACAGCCUUUUGACUAUUCACCAAUCAGGUUUUGCACUAGAAAUGGAGAUUAUAUAACCAUGGACACUAGCUGGUCCAGUUUCAUCAAUCCUUGGAGUCGAAAAGUUUCAUUUAUCAUUGGAAGACACAAAGUUAGGACGGGUCCCUUAAAUGAAGAUGUCUUUGCUGCUCCCAACUAUACAGAGGACAGAAUCCUUCACCCUAGUGUUCAGGAAAUCACAGAGCAAAUAUAUCGGCUGCUAUUGCAGCCUGUACACAACAGCGGAUCCAGUGGCUAUGGAAGUCUAGGUAGCAAUGGUUCACAUGAGCACUUAAUGAGUGUGGCAUCCUCCAGUGACAGCACAGGAAAUAAUAAUGAAGACACUCAAAAGGAUAAAACAAUUGGUCAGGAUGCCCGGAAGGUCAAAAAUAAAGGACAACGUAUUUUCAUUGACAGUAAAACAAAACUGGAACAUAAGAGAGAGCCUUUUGCAGAAAAACAAAGUGGUCCUGGCGGUCAGGUGAAAGAUGUGAUAGGAAAGGAUACUACAGUCACAGCUGCUCCUAAAAAUGUGGCUACUGAAGAAUUGGCUUGGAAAGAGCAACCUGUGUAUUCUUAUCAACAGAUUAGCUGUUUGGACAGUGUCAUCAGAUACUUGGAGAGUUGUAAUGUGCCUGGUACAGCAAAAAGAAAAUGUGAACCUUCUUCAAGUGUGAAUUCUGGUGUUCAUGAACAAAAAGCAGCUGUUAAUGCUAUGCAACCCUUGGGAGGCCCUACUGUGUUGAAGGCAUCUGGCAAAUCAAGUAGUCCCCCAGUAGUUGGUGCUCACUUAACUUCUUUGGCUUUACCUGGCAAGCCUGAAAGCGUUGUAUCACUCACAAGUCAGUGCAGCUACAGUAGUACCAUUGUUCAUGUUGGAGACAAAAAAACACAACCUGAAUUAGAAAUGAUAGAAGAUGGUCCGAGUGGAGCAGAACUCCUAGAUAGCCAACUUCUUGCACCUCCAUCCAGCUCUGUGCAUGUAAAUCAGGAAAAGGAGUCAUUUAAAAAACUGGGACUUACAAAGGAAGUCCUUGCAGUGCAUACACAAAAAGAAGAGCAGAGCUUUUUGAACAAGUUCAAAGAAGUAAAGAGAUUUAAUAUUUUUCAGUCCCACUGCAAUUACUACUUACAAGAUAAACCCAAAGGACGGCCUGCUGAACGUGGUGGUCGUGGACAAAGAAAUGGCACUUCUGGAAUGGAUCAGCCUUGGAAGAAAAGCGGAAAAAACAGGAAGUCAAAACGCAUUAAACCACAGGAAUCUUCAGACAGUACAACUUCUGGAACUAAAUUUCCCCAUCGGUUUCCUCUUCAAGGCUUAAAUACUACUGCUUGGUCACCAUCAGACACUUCACAAGCAAGCUAUUCAGCCAUGUCUUUUCCCACCGUUAUGCCUGCAUAUCCCCUUCCUGUUUUUCCAGCAGCAGGGACUGUGCCACCAGCUCCUGAGACUUCACUCUCUAGUUUUAAUCAGUUGCCAGACUCUGGAAAUACUUGCCCUAUGCAACCAUCCCAGUUCUCUGCCCCCCUCAUGACACCCGUCGUAGCUCUUGUGCUCCCCAACUACGUGUACCCAGAGAUGAACAGUAGCUUACCUCAAACACUUUACCACAGCCAAGCCAACUUUCCUACCCCAUCUCCUUUCUCUUCACAGACAGUAUUUCCAGCACAGACACCAUUCAGUACUCCCAACCCUUUCCCGCAACAGGCGUUUUUUCCAACACAACCAUUCCAUUAUAAUGCACCAGCAGAAAGUGAAAAGGUUCCUGCCACAGAGACACGAAAUGAGCCAUCCCGUUCUUGCACUCCACAGUCAGUGGGUGCUCAAGACCAGGCUUCUCCACCUUUAUUCCAGUCAAGGUGUAGUUCUCCUCUGAAUCUUCUGCAACUAGAGGAAACCACAAAAACUGUGGAAAGUGGAGCUCCUGCAGGUUUGCAUGGAGCUUUAAAUGAGGAAGGAGCCAUAGGCAGCAAAAUUGUGACAACUGAUGACUGCAGUGGAAAGGGAUCCCUACCAGCUGAAUCUCCAAUGGAUGCUCAAAAUAGCGAUGCACUCUCCAUGUCCAGUGUCCUGCUUGACAUUUUACUUCAAGAAGAUGCAUGUUCAGGCACUGGCUCAGCUUCGUCAGGGAGCGGUGUAUCUGCAGCUGCUGAAUCUCUAGGGUCUGGUUCUAAUGGCUGUGACAUGUCAGGGAGCAGAACAGGUAGUAGUGAAACUAGUCAUACCAGCAAAUACUUCGGGAGUAUUGACUCUUCAGAAAAUCAUCAUAAAACAAAAAUGAAGGCAGAAAUGGAAGAAAGUGAGCACUUCAUUAAAUAUGUCCUUCAGGAUCCUAUAUGGCUUUUGAUGGCAAACACAGAUGACACUGUUAUGAUGACUUACCAGAUACCUUCUCGAGAUUUGGAAACAGUUUUAAAAGAAGAUAAGCAGAAAUUAAAGCAAAUGCAGAAACUACAGCCAAAAUUUACAGAAGAACAGAAAAGAGAGCUCAUUGAAGUUCAUCCAUGGAUCCAACAAGGUGGACUGCCAAAAACUGUUGCUAAUUCUGAAUGUAUUUUUUGUGAGGACAAUAUACAGAGCAAUUUUUAUACAUCAUAUGAUGAGGAAAUCCACGAAAUGGACCUUAAUGAAAUGAUUGAAGACAGUGGGGAAAACAACUUGGUUUCUCUGAGUCACGUCAGUGAAGAACAAACAUAGCCUUUGAGCCUGUUGCUUUUAAAGCUGCUUCAGAAUUAUGGUGAUGAUCCAUAAAAGUUUUAAUCUUGUUUCCAGCAAGAUGAAUCUGGUUCGUAAAACAAAUGUGUUUUUCUUGCUCUAAGAGUCAUUUGUGAAAGAAUCUCUUUUUAAAUGGUGGCAAUCUCUUCCCAGUAAGGACAUUGUUGAAGAUGGUAUAGCUUUUCUUUAAAAAAAAAAAAAAGACUCAUAUUUUGCACUCAUAUGCCUCGAGUAUUUCUUUAUGAACUAUAAAAGCUUUCAUUGAUGCCUACUGAGUGGGUCAAUGAGUACUGAAAAUCCCUUUGCGAACAUCCAGUUCUUCAAAUCUCCUUUGGGUAAUGAUUCAGCAUUAUACAUUGUUCUAGGCGUUUUGCCUAGUGGCUCUUUAGCAUUGCUCUUAAUAUCUGAAGUGGUCCAGCAUACUAGAAGAAAUAACCUUCCAGAAAAUCAAUUCGCACUUUCCCUUCUCGUACCAGUUGAUUCAUCAUCUUUGUUUCCUGUAGUUUUGACUAUAGGAACACUUUUUGUCUCAGAGGAAUGUUAAACUAAUUUCGUAAAGUGAUCUUCGGUUAAAAUAUUUACAUGGAUAUGUAAGAAAGUAUAGGUGAGUGCUGACUACUCUGUAGCCUUUUGUUAAAUGGACACUGCGAUCCUAUGAACUGAUUAUUAUCCUGAAGCAUCAUUUCUGACAAUUCAUACAUGGGAAAUCUUUAAGCAUAAAGAUUUAAAAACUGAGACCACAGAGGUUAACUGCCUAUGCUCCUGUGACUGUUAGACAAAACUUGGCAUAACUUGUACCUUUCUUUUUGAUUUGUUCCAUCAGGAGGUUGGCCGUGGCUUUUUUUCUGUUUGGCUAAACAAACAUACAUCAAACUUGCACAUGGCAAGGAAGGAUUAGACGUUUUCAUAAUUGCAAGAUAGCUCUUAUAAAAAGAGAUUGUGAGAAUACCAUUGACUUUCAUUAUGUUUGAAUUGCAUAAUCUAAAACUUGGUGUGGCUGGAAUCCUUUGCUGUCAAGGAUUUAAUUUUAAUGCCUCUGAGAUUGUAUCAACUUGAAUAUAUUCGCUUUAUGUUCUUGCACUGUUUGUACAUGUUGGAUGUGGGAAGAGAACAAAAAGUAACUUAAUAUUGGUUAGUUAAAGGACAUUUAGUUGCACCACUGCUAGAUGUCAGCUUGUAGGUCUUGGAGGUGAAAAAUAUGGAGAAAUUCAAUUAACUUUUGAUAUGUUUGUCUUAAAAUAUUUUUCAUGGAAUGUGUUUCAUAUUUUUUUUGUUUUAAUUAGCAUAACAUUUCAUUGAGAUUUAAGGUUAUUUUCAUUCUAUAAAAAUAGUCCGCUUUGUAUACAAAGAGGACAUGAAGGUCGAUCUGACACCACCAAAAACAUGCAGAAGCAACUGGUAUUUGCUUAGUGGAAGAAAUGUGUAAAGGAAUUGGUUGUUAAUUGGACAGUGUCAUAAAGAAAUUUUCAAAGGAGGCAGGUUCUUCAGUUAGCAGAGAGUGUGAACUCGUGAAACAAGUAGAAUUACAACUUAAAGUAUCUUAAAUGUAGUGUGAAACACUACCCAGUAUGAUCUGAUUCCUGUCUUUAAUAGUUCAGCAAGGUCAAACUUUACUAUUUGUAAAUAUAAACUGAAUGAGAAACUUGGAAAAAUGUUGUAGUUCAAGUCCAUUGUAUUAAAUGUUUUUAAUCAUAAAUGGAACAGUGCAGCUAUACCAGCAUAUUACAUAUUCCUUUUUUUUGUUACAAGUAAACACAGUUUUAAUUGGACCAGGGUUUGGGAAAAAUAAAAGCUUUAUAUAAAGGAGCGCAUCAUAAUUAAAUUAUUUUCAGGGACUUCUCAACCACUUUGUGAACUUUGCUUUAGCAUGCUUUUUUUCUGGUUGUGUUUUUUGUUGGUUUUUGUUACUUUUUUUGUUCUCAUUUCUUCUUGUCGAUGACCAUCUUGUAACCAUAACUUAGUGAAAGGAAGAGAAAAGUAUAUUUAGAGCAUUUUGUGGAUGUGCUUACUUACGGACUUAAUCUUGCAUCCUUAAAGUGUUUGCAUUUACAGGGUGGUAUUAAAUAUUUUCCUGUAACUUUAAAUCUACAUGCCUCCAUUUAUAGAUAAGAUUCUGAAGCUGUAAUUUUUCCAAACUGUUGUAAGAUGAUUUACUUGUGAUGACACUUUGUCAACAUGUCAACAAUGUUUUCUGUACACUGUGCAAUAUAUUUUGGUUUUGCCACUUGUGACUAAUUUUUAUGACUUUGCUUUUUAGAAAACUGGUAAAUAAAACAGAUAUAUUUUUA